This is a messenger RNA of Passer domesticus (house sparrow), 1888 nucleotides long. It is a transcript of the gene CCDC43, whose product is annotated as coiled-coil domain containing 43. Lineage: Eukaryota; Metazoa; Chordata; Aves; Passeriformes; Passeridae. The transcript is spliced from 5 exons. The coding region runs from base 1 to 693 and encodes 230 amino acids. The record is from RefSeq and is a predicted model, not a curated record.
AUGGCGGCGCCCGGCGGGGCGGGCGCGGCGCCGAUGGCGAUCCCGAUGCCGGGCCCCAUCCUGCUCCCGGAGCCGCCGCCCUUCCCGGCCUGGCUCGCAGCGCGGCUGGACGCGCUGGGGCUGGACCGCGCCGUCUACGGCGCCUACAUCGAGGGGCUGCUGCGGGAGGAGGAGAGCGACGAGGAGCGGCUGGAGGCGCUGCGGGCCGUGCUGGCCGCCUGCCUGGAGGAAGAUCUCUUGAAUGAUGUGUGCAGGGAGGUUGUGGAGAGGUGGUCUGACUCCCAGGUCGUUGAUUCCAAAGAGGAGAAAGAAGAUGAGGUCCAGGCCAUCGCCAGCAUGAUGGAGAAGCAGGCCAGGAUCGUGGUGAAGCCCAAGGAGGUGUCCCAGGAGGAGAAGCAGAGGAAGGCUGCGCUCCUGGCCCAGUACGCCAACGUGACUGAUGAGGAGGAUGGUGGGGAUGAACAGGAUGGAUUGACGACAGCUGUAAAUAUUGGAUCAGAAAAAUCGCUGUUCCGGAACACCAACGUGGAGGAUGUGCUGAACGCCAGGAAGCUGGAGCGGGAGCUGCUGCGGGAUGAGUUCCAGAAGAAGAAAGAGCAGGACAAACUGCAGCGGGAGAAGGACAAGCUGGCCAAGCAGGAGCGGAAGGAGAAGGAGAAGAAACGAACACAGAAAGGCGAGCGGAAGCGGUAGCUGCUGAUUUCCAGUUGGACUCUCAGAGGAUAAAAUUAAUUCUGAAUACGGUGUGUGUUUAAAAAGCAGCAAGAAUUCCAGGCACGUGGAUGGGAGCAGUUCUUGGAAAGUGGUGCCUUUUUUUCUUUUUUUUUGUUUUGUUACAUAGCAGAACAGAAUCUCUGAGCAGCCCCUGGACUCAGUGUGCCCUGUGCUUGUGGUAUCAGUGUUCCAGUCAGUGUUCGUGGCCAGUGUCUGUACCAAAGAAGGGUGAAGUGAUUAUGUCUGUGUUGUUAAAUUGAUCCAUUUUUACUUCUGACCACCUGGGAGCAGAGCAUGGUGUAGGAGCAGCCCCUGCACUGGCCAUGGUUUGAGCUGAGCCUGUCCUGCCACUAGCCAGGACACGCUGCCCUGGGGCACACAUGAAUUCCUUGACACAAGCCUUGAAAAAUGUGUUUGCAAAUUGCUGUGUUUGCACUGCUGAGGCCAACACUCCACCCUGCUCAGGCUGGGCUGCAGAGCAGGACUGGAGCUGAGCUCAGCACGGGGCAGUGCUGGGCUGCAGCAGAGGAGUGACAUGUGUGAAACAGAGGUGAGCUGCAGUGAUGUGACUGCAUCACCUGUGGACUGUGAGUGAGGGAAACACCACCCAGGCAGGAGCAUUGGCCUCAGCAGCAGCAAAUCACACUCCUAAUGCAAUUUUAAUACUCUAGAGAGCUGGAAAAUUGUACUCCCUGAUGUUCUGUGCGUGAACAUGGACUGUUACUUCCAUGGCUGUUGCCAGGGUGAAGUCUGAAGCUGGUUUGGCACAAGCAGGGUGAGCCAGGGAUGCAGUGGGGUCACUGCCCACUGGGCACAGCUGCCUUCAGGAACUGCAGUGCUCCUCCUCCCCACAAAGGGCUCAUCCCUGCUGCUCCAGCCUUUUUGUGAUGGUGUUGCCCUCUGAGGAAGGAGAGAACUAAUCCUGUGAAUGAGGGGGAAGGAGGGGCUGUGGGAGGAAGGGGUGUGCCUGGGCUCUGUGUGCAGCAUGCUCCAGGUGUUUGCUGAGCUGUGCUGAGCUCCAGUGCUCCUGCACUCCCUGGGUGCCCGACCCAGCGCCGCUUUCAGCACGGCUCUGACUGCAGGGCCAGGCCUCCCUCAAGCUGCUGCUGUGUGUGUGUGAGUCUCCAGCUGCUUUGUCUUUGGACUUGACUAUUAAAUCUUGAUUGACGAAAAA